Molecule: messenger RNA, 1651 nt
Organism: Centropristis striata (black sea bass)
Lineage: Eukaryota; Metazoa; Chordata; Actinopteri; Perciformes; Serranidae
Gene: tmem138
Product: transmembrane protein 138
Exons: 5
Coding region: 631-1119 (162 amino acids)
Cellular component (GO): cilium
Source: RefSeq, a predicted model, not a curated record
AAUUGUUUUCGCUUCUGCACCGUAACUCCGUUUGAUAACCUUAGGAAAAAUAAAACAGUAGCUGAAAACAAUAAUACAACAACAAAAUGUCCCGUUACCUGUAAAAUUAUUUUUAAGGAAUAUUACUAGAACCGAUUAAUCUGAUAUUACGGUAAGGAAGAGCGUUACCAUGGAAUUUACGGAAAUGCAUCCAGAAAGCAGCAGUGGACGGUCCAGGAAACGCAGCAGACGAGGAUAUUUUUCACACACAAACUGUCAACGUGCAGCAUGAAGAUCUCAAACAUCUAAUCUGAAAUCUUGGGCAGACUACAGUCAUCACCAAGAUACUUUCCCCUGAGGACAACAGACAGGAUGUUUAUGGACAAAGGGACAAACUGGAGAGAAGAAAACCUUAAACUUUGGAAUAAUUAAGGAAAACCACCAGUUUAUGACUAUGUGAAUGGACAAGUUAUGAAAUUAGUGCUUCCAGAUUUCUGCAGUGUGUUGAACUCCAGUAUGUAGGAGGUGAAUAUAGACCAAAUAGACUUGUGUCACCAUCAAUUACCUGCGUUUUCCAAGCAUAAAGAAAAACAGCCAGAAGCAAGAAAGUGAAAAGACGGCUUGAUAGUUUGCAGGAUCAGGUCCCUGAAGAUGUUGCAGGUUGGAAACUACUCGCUGGUGCUGCUGAUCCAACUGACACUGUUGGCCUAUGACCUCUUCGUCAACUCCUUCAGUGAACUUCUGAGGACAGCGCCUGUCAUCCAACUAGUUCUUUUCAUCAUCCAGGACAUUGCCAUCUUGUUCAAUGUGAUCAUCAUUCUGCUGAUGAUGUUCAACACCUACGUGUUCCAGGUCGGCCUGGUUUCCCUGCUGCUGGAGAGGUUCAGGGCUCUGCUGAUGUUUUCUGCUCUUUAUCUGACGCUCAGCAUCUGCUUCCACAGCUGGGUGCUGAACCUUCGAUGGUUUGACUCAAACCGUUUUGUUUGGACAGAUGGCCUUCAGUCUCUUUUUGUUUUCCAGAGAACAGCGGCAGUGUUGUAUUACUACUUAUACAAACGAACAGCAGAGUAUAUGGCAGAUCCGAGGCUGUAUGAGGACUCCCUGUGGCUGCGGGACGCCUUCGCCAGAUAUCGUCAGUGAAGAAGAAACCGUUUUGAGAGAGGACAGGAUCUGCUUAGAAUGGCCCCUCUGACCUUAUAACACAUGGCAUCAUCAUCAGCUGUUCAUUUACCAAUUUGUGUUUACUGGCUUUUUGUAGCCAAGCAGGCAGUUGCUUACAUGGUUUACAGUGGCAGGUGAGCAAACCAUAGUAGUAUUGUAUAAAUCAGAUGUGUCUGGUAAACUAUGUGGCCUUUGUAAAUCAAUUUGAGUUGCAGACAGACUGCAAAGUGUUAAAAGUUUAGGGAGAAACUGUUGCAGAUAGCAUGUUUGUUUUUAUCCGUACCAAUGUACCAUUUGUAGAACAUGUUGUUAUAGUUUUGUUGGAAAGGUUCUGUUAUUCCCCCUCAAAGGAGGAAACCUGUUGGUUUACUUUGCCUUAUGUGAGGUUAUUAUAUGCUGUUUACAUGGUUAAUGUCAUAUUAAUAAGCCAAUUUUCAUGUGAAUCAGCUGUCUUUGAGUGGGGAUCUUUGAAUCGUGUUCCUGCUGUUUUUAUUAAAUAAUCCUUCUCUAA